AUGAUUAUACCGUUUCCAAAUGAAGUUUGGAUAAAUAUUGUUAAGCAGUAUUUUAAAAUCUCUGGGCUUCGGGAAACUUGGUUGUUACGAGGAAUCUCUCAUGAUUUCCAAUCGUUUGUCGUAUCCGCUAUUUAUGAAGAGUUUAAAGAGAACUUUGAAUGUUUCGUAAAGAUCUUUAGAUGGAAAAAGGAUGUUGAACUAUGCAGUCGCACAUUCGAAUACACGAAUGUCUCGUUAUUACAACCAUCAACCACCAGCCAAAACAUAAACAAUGAACUGUAUGUCAUCCUAAAGCCAACACAUCACACUGGCAAAUUAAUUGAGGAAGAAGAAACGCUCCUCACUCAGAUACGAGUACAUAUAUACCUCUAUUCGGAGUUCACAAACGGAUACGGUAAGACGUACAUUUCAGGUAAGAACCUUGUGUUGGAUUCACGUAUCAAGUAUCCGCGUAGAAUGGCGUUUUCGUUCUCGAAUGAAAACAACCACGUUGAUGUGGCGCCAGUUGACAAAGCUGUUGUCCCAGUAGCGGAAUCAGCAGAGGAAAGAAAAGAGUUUUUUGAAGAAUGUAAUCUUUGUGAGAUCAGGAUUCCGCUGCUCAUGACUUUUUCCAGUGUGGCGUGUCGGCUGAAUUUUCAUUUUUAG
Messenger RNA from Ambispora gerdemannii, 645 nucleotides. Lineage: Eukaryota; Fungi; Glomeromycota; Glomeromycetes; Archaeosporales; Ambisporaceae. The record is from the annotation of a GenBank genome assembly.